AUGAUUUCGGAAAUUUUGGAAGAGUUCGAAAAAACCGUUCCCUCAGGAAACGAUCAGAGUCAUAUGACUUCAGUUGAACCAGACCUCACAAAGCAAAAUAAUGAUGAGCUGAUUCCGGAGGAAUCACUAGAUAGAAAUCAAAUUAUAGAACAAGGUCUAAUACAAGAGCUGUGUGGUACCUUUGGCACCUGUUCAUCCACAUCCACUGAAGACAAUAUCAGCUCUACCAAUACUAAUUCCUCUUGCAAUAGAUCAGAGAAUAUGAUUUUGG
This is a messenger RNA of Funneliformis geosporum, 271 nucleotides long. NCBI's taxonomy places the organism in Eukaryota, Fungi, Glomeromycota, Glomeromycetes, Glomerales, Glomeraceae. The record is from the annotation of a GenBank genome assembly.